AUGGUGAAGAAGAGCAUAAGCGAGGUGGGAGUAGAGGACUUGGUUGAGGCAGGCCUAGCCAUUGACGAGGCCAAGCAUUUGGAAGCAGUCCUUAAACAACAUACAAUCUCAUCGGACGACCCAAGAGAGGUGUGGCGGCAGCUGGUGUCUGAGAGAGUGCUAAAACCAUCACACCCCCAUGAGCUGCACCAGUUGAUCUAUUACUCUGUCUAUGCCAAUUGGGAUGUCUCCACCAAAGGCCUUCCUCUCUACUGGUUCCCUUCUCUAUACCAGUCUAGACAUACAAACUUGGGACGAUUGAUGGAAGCGCAUGGUUCAGAACUUUUAGGAACAUCAUAUAAGGACCCCAUAAGAAGUUUUAGCCUUUUUCAGAAAUUCUCAGUUCAGAAUCCCGAGGCUUACUGGUCAAUUCUUCUGAAAGAGCUCUCAGUUUCAUUUCAAGAAGCCCCAAAGUGUAUUCUAGAUAGGACUGACAAAUCCAAACCCAGUGGAGCUUGGUUUCCAUAUUCAACAUUGAAUAUUGCCAAAUGUUGUUUGCUACCCACCAGACAUCCAAGAAAAGAGGAUGAUAGUUUUGCUGUUAUAUGGAGGGAUGAAGGAUGUGAUGAUUCUGCUGUUAAUCAUAUGACGUUAAAGGAACUUCGGGAACAAGUAAUGCUGGUGGCUAAUGCACUGGAUACAACCUUUUCAAAGGGUGAUGCGAUUGCUAUUGACAUGCCAAUGACAGUCAAUGCAGUUAUCAUAUAUUUGGCAAUUGUACUAGCAGGAUUUGUUGUUGUAUCAAUAGCGGACAGUUUUGCUGUGAAGGAAAUUGCAACUCGCCUGCGUGUGUCUAAAGCAAAGGGCGUCUUUACCCAGGAUUUCAUACUAAGAGGAGGUCGAAAGUUUCCUCUCUACAGUCGGGUUGCAGAGGCUGCUACGUGUAAAGCUAUUGUGCUUCCAGCAAUUGGGAGCAAUGUAGGCAUUCAAUUAAGAGAACAGGAUCUACCCUGGAGUGAUUUUCUUUCUAGUGUUAGUCACAAUCCAAGAAAGAAUUAUUACUCUCCAGUCUAUCAGCCAAUAGACUCCACAACUAAUAUCCUCUUUUCAUCUGGAACCACAGGAGACCCAAAAGCUAUUCCAUGGACACAUCUUUCACCAAUUAGAUGUGCUGCUGAUUCAUGGGCUCACAUUGAUAUUCAAGUUGGAGAUGUCUUCUGCUGGCCCACAAAUUUAGGAUGGGUUAUGGGUCCAAUUUUACUCUACUCAUGCUUUCUAACUGGUGCAACUCUUGCUCUGUAUCAUGGAUCUCCUCUAGGUCGUGGCUUUGGAAAAUUUGUGCAGGAUGCAGGAGUCACUAUUUUGGGUACAGUUCCUAGCUUAGUAAAAGCUUGGAAGAAUACCCAGUGUAUGAAAGGCCUAGAUUGGACAAAGAUAAAAUCAUUCGCUUCUACUGGUGAAGCUUCAAACGUUGAUGAUGAUCUUUGGCUCGCUUCCCGUGCUUAUUACAAACCCAUCACUGAAUGUUGUGGGGGCACAGAGCUUUCAUCGUCCUACAUCAUGGGAAGUCCACUGCAGCCACAAGCUUUUGGGGCAUUUAGCGCAAAGUCGAUGACCACAGGUUUUGUCAUCCUUGAUGAACAUGGAAUUCCUUAUCCAGAGGAUCAAGCUUGUGUUGGGGAAGUGGGUUUGUUCCCACUAUACAUGGGAGCAACUGAUAGACUGCUAAAUGCUGAUCAUGAAGAAGUUUAUUUCAAGGGAAUGCCAAUGUACAAUGGAACGCACCUUAGAAGACAUGGAGACAUACUCAAAAGAACUGUUGGAGGCCAUUUCAUAGUUCAAGGCAGGUCUGAUGAUACCAUGAACCUCGGCGGCAUCAAGACAAGUUCUAUUGAAAUUGAGCGUGUCUGUGACCGGGCUGAUGAAAGCGUCUUGGAGACGGCUGCAGUCAGUGUUGCACCUGUGAAUGGGGGUCCUGAACAGUUGGUUAUAUAUGUGGUAGUGAAGAAAGAAUUUGACUCCAAAGUAGACCAGCUAAGGGCGAAAUUCUCAAAAGCAAUUCAAAGCAACCUCAACCCUUUGUUUAAGGUGAACCAUGUCAAGAUUGUUGCAGAGUUUCCUCGAACAGCCUCCAACAAGUUAUUAAGAAGAGUUUUGAGAGACCAAAUGAAGCAGGAGCUUUCUGUUCGGAGCAGAAUGUAG
Molecule: messenger RNA, 2181 nt
Organism: Prunus armeniaca (apricot)
Lineage: Eukaryota; Viridiplantae; Streptophyta; Magnoliopsida; Rosales; Rosaceae
Source: the annotation of a GenBank genome assembly